UAUGAUGCAACUGGCCUGCGGUCGGCAGUUUGACAUCCCUGGUAUAGGGUCUCCUGCUUGAGCUGGGAUUUGGGUUAGAAGCCCCACAAGAUCCUUUUCAGCUCUAUUUUAUUUCAUAUACGCAUGUAUAUGCACACAGAAAUACAUAAAUUCUUAGGUGCCUAUUCCUGUGGCAUAUCUGUGCAUAUAUAUGUCAUCUUUCCAAGCCAAAAAGAGAUUUUUUAUCAUUUAAUCAAUACUUGAAUUUGAAUUUUCCUAGUCUUGUAUAUGCCAAAUGAGUCAUGAUUAAUGUUAGAGGUUAAACUAGAAUUUUGAUGUUUUCAUGGUAAUAUAUGGGCUUGUUUUUUUGCUGCUUUCACAUAUCCUGCACUGAUCUGUUAAACAAUAAUGAAACUAAUCCAUUAAUAUGAAUCUUACAGAUAAAGAGGAUGCCAAGAAGAGCGCUCUGCACAACAGAGAAUGAAAAGCAGCAUUAAAAUGCAAGACAAACCAUCAAUCAAAACCUUUCCCACUUCCUCCAGAAAUUUUGAAAACUCUUCUCCUUUCUCAUCAGGUGAGAGACAAGGGAGAGAAUAACAAGAACAAAGUCUUGAGCUGGAAAAACAGAGUACGUGCAACUCAAGGAAACAUUGCAUGAAAAGUCAAGGGGGAUAAUAUCCAAAUUUUUAAAAAGUGGGAAUAACUGGAAGUCGGUGGGAAGGAAAAGGUCCCUUGAAUAGCCAAAAUUGGCAGGCAAUAACUUUCAGGAAGUUAAGAAUGAAUUCAUUCAACGUCCAAGUAAGUGAUUAGAAACACUUUUGACGACCUCAAGAAUCCAAGAAUUGGAAAAACCUCACAGACUGCCUAAUGUGGGGAAAAUAGAGGUUGCAGAUCACAAGUGAUUACGCACAAGAAGAUCUACCUAGUGAAAAGCGAUACAGAUAUUUGGAGUGCAGCUUAAUGUUUACACAGAAUAGCUCACUCAUGAUUCAUAGAGUGACCCAUACCAGAGAAAAGCGCUACCAAUGCUCCCAAUGUGGCAAAAGAUUUAGCAUACAGACUGACAUGGUGAGACACAAGAGCACUCACACAGGAAAGAAACCAUAUGAGUGCCCAGAUUGUGGGAAAGGUUUUAGUUGGAAUUCCCUCCUUGUGGAACAUCAGAGGAUUCACACAGGAGAGAAACCAUAUGAGUGUCCUGAUUGUGGGAAAGAUUUCUCUCGGAAAUCUGACCUGGUUAAACAUCAGUGGACUCACACGGGAGAGAAACCAUAUAAGUGUCCAGACUGUGGGAAGAGUUUCACUCAGAAUUCCUACCUGAUGAUACACCAGAGGACUCACACGGGAGAGAAACCGUAUCAGUGUUCAGACUGUGGGAAAGGUUUCAGUCAGAAUUCUGACCUGGUAAAACAUCAAAGGAUUCACACAGGAGAGAAACCAUUUAAAUGUCAUGAUUGUGGGAAAUGUUUCAGUCGAAAUUCCUACCUGGCAAAACAUGAGAUGGCUCACAUGAGAGAGAAACCAUAUAAAUGUGAUUGUGGGAAAGCGUGUAGUUCUAAUUCUGACUUGGUGAAACAUCAGAGGACUCACACAGGAGAGAAACCAUAUAAAUGUGAUUGUGGGAAAAUUUUCCAACGGAAUUCUCACCUGGUGGUACACCAGAGAACUCACACUGAGUACAAACGGUAUCAGUGUUUGGAUUGUGGGAAAAGCUUCAUUCGGAAUUCCAAUUUGGUGUUUCACCAGAAGACUCACAUGGGAGAGAAACUGUAUGAGUGUGCAGAAUGUCGAGAAAGUUUCAAUUGCAAAUCUGAACUGGUGAAGCACCAGAAGACACACAAAGUAGAAAAACCAUAUGAAUGCCAAGAUUGUGGGAAAGGUUUCAGUUCAAAUUCUCACCUGGUGGAACAUCAAAGGAUUCAUACAGGAUACAAACCUUAUAAGUGUCUGGAUUGUGGGAAGAGUUUCAUUCAGAAUUCCAAGCUGGUGAGACACCAGAGAACUCACACAGGAGAGAAACCAUAUGAAUGUCUAUAUUGUGGGAAAAGUUUUAGUCAGCAUUCCAACCUGGUGAUACACGAGAGAACUCACACAGGAGAAAAACCAUAUCAGUGUCCAGAUUGUGGAAAAAGUUUCAGUCAAAAUUCCUACCUGGUGAAACACCAGAGGACUCAUAUGGGAGAGAAACCCUAUGAAUGUUCAGAUUGUGGGAAAGAUUUCACUCACAAUUCCGACUUGGUUAAACAUCAGAGGACUCACACAGGAGAGAAACCAUAUAAAUGUCCAGAUUGUGGGAAAACUUUCCGUCACAGUUACUAUCUGGUGAUACAUCAGAGGAUUCACACAGGAGAGAAACCGUAUGAGUGCCAAGAUUGUAGGAAAAGUUUCAGUUGCAAUUCUUACCUGGUGGAGCAUCAGAGGACUCACACAGGAGAGAAACCAUAUGAGUGUCCAGAAUGUGGGAAAAGUUUCAUUCAAUAUUCCAAGCUGGUGAGACACCAGAGAACUCACACAGGAGAAAACCCAUAUGAGUGUCUGAAGUGUGGGAAAAGUUUCAUUCGAAAUUGCGACUUGGUGAUGCACCAGAGGACUCAUACAGGAGAAAAACCAUAUGAGUGUGUCGAAUGUGGGAAGAGUUUCAGUCGGAAUUCCAGUCUGGUGAUACACUGGAGGACUCAUACAGGAGAGAAACCGUAUGAAUGUCCAGAUUGUGGGAAAGAAUUUAGCAUGCAUACCAAUCUGGUGAGACACAAGAAGAGUCACACUGAGGAGAAACUGUUUGAAUGUCCCAUUUGUGGGAAAAGUUUCAGUCAGAAUUCCAGCCUGGUAAAGCACCAGAGGAGUCACACAGGAGAUAAACCAUAUGAAUGUCUGUAUUGUGGGAAAAAGUUCAGUCAUAAUUAUAAGCUGGUAAGACACCAGAGGACUCACACGGGAGAGAAACCAUACGAGUGUCUGUACUGUGGGAAAAGUUUCAGUCAUACUUCCAAUCUGGUGAUACACCAGAGAACUCACACGGGAGAGAAACCAUAUGAGUGUCUGGAUUGUGGGAAAAGUUUCACUGGGAAUUCAAAACUGGAGAGACACCAGAGAACUCACACAGGAGAGAAACCAUAUGAGUGUCUGCAUUGUGGAAAAAGAUUCAGUCAGAAUUCCAACCUGGUGAUACACGAGAGAACUCAUACAGGAGAAAAACCAUUCAAGUGUCUGGAUUGUGGGAAAAGUUUCAGUCAGAAUUCCUACCUGGUGGGACACCAGAGGAUACACACAGGAGAAAACCCAUAUGAAUGUCCUGAUUGUGGGAAAAAUUUCAUUCAAAAUUCCAACCUGGUUAAACAUCAGAGGACUCACACAGGAGAGAAACCAUAUAAGUGUCCAGAUUGUGAGAAAUGUUUCAUUCGGAAUGCCAACCUGAUUAGACAUCAGAGGACUCACACAGGAGAGAAACCAUAUGAGUGUCCAGAUUGUGGGAAAAGUUUCCGUGAGAGUUACUACCUAGUGAUACACCAGAGGAUUCACACGGGAGAGAAGCCGUAUGAGUGCCCAGAGUGUGGAAAAGGUUUCACUUGUUAUUCCUACCUGUUUAGACAUCAGAGGACUCACACAGGGGAGAAACCAUAUGAGUGCCCAGAUUGUGGAAAGGAUUUCUCUCGGAAAUGUGACAUGGUGAAACAUCAGUCUACUCACAUAGAAGAGAAAUCAUAUAAAUGUCAUGAUUGUGGGAAAUGUUUCGGUCAGAAUUCCUACCUGUUGAUACACCAGAGGAUUCACACGGAAGAGAAAACAUAUAAAUGUGUAGAUUGUGGGAAAAAUUUCAGAUGGAAUGCUCAGCUGGUGAUACAUCAGAGGACUCACACAGGAGAGAAGCCGUAUGAGUGUCCGGAUUGUGGGAAAGAUCUCAGUAGUAGGACUAGCCUUAUAAAUCAUGUAAGAUUACACACAGGAGAGAAACCAUUCAAAUGCCCAGAUUGUGGGAAAUGUUUCACAUAUUAUACUACCUUUUUCAGACACAAGAAAUUACACAGGCAAAAUGUGAUGUGUGCAGAGGAAUGUUGAAUUUCAUAUCUCUUUUCUAAUUGGAAGCCCAGCUGAGAAACUGACCAUUUAAUUGCUUGCCAUAUUCUUUUUAGUCAAAUGUGUUUUAGUAUCAAACAUGAGGGAGAAGAUCUGAGCUUCCUUUUUCUGACCCAGUGUGGUCCUUCCCUUCCACAGAGUCAAGGGGAACUGCUGUGCUGGGACAGUGAAAGAAAACCUGCAUCUGUAUUGUGUUUGCCGCCUUGAGCUAUUUCUUCACAUAAAUAUAUUAUUGUUUAAGAAAAUGUAUAUGCCAACCCAGCUCAUGGUGAGUGGGUGGCUUGCAGUAAUAAAACCUUAAUACAGAAACUGAUAAAUUGCAUAUGUUGCAAAAUGGCAACAUUCAAAGCCUCCACCUUUGCCCUCAAAUACAGGGCACCUCUAGCAAGGUUGAUGGCAUUUGGAUGGUCAUGGAAUCCCAAAACAGUGAUUCUUGCUUUUGUUCAAAUUAGAAAUUAACCAGGCUGCUUGGCCCUAUUAUGGCCCUCCUUGUGCCAUUCUUGUUCAAAAGUGGUCAUCUUUCUCCUUGCAAAGAGUUAAAUUGGAGAUGUUAACCACAGGAUUAGAUCUUCCUUGCUUUACCGAAGACUAGGAGGAUAAUGGCCUGCCAUACUUCAGGGGGAAGAGUGUCUCUUAGGGCAGGGUCUGCAGCAGAAAAGCCUCACUUCCUAGCUCCUAUCAGAU
This is a messenger RNA of Crotalus tigris (Tiger rattlesnake), 4737 nucleotides long. RefSeq names its product zinc finger protein 271-like. Gene Ontology annotation, biological process: negative regulation of transcription by RNA polymerase II. Gene Ontology annotation, molecular function: DNA-binding transcription repressor activity, RNA polymerase II-specific. Bases 940 to 4035 code for a protein of 1031 amino acids. The record is from RefSeq and is a predicted model, not a curated record. Lineage: Eukaryota; Metazoa; Chordata; Lepidosauria; Squamata; Viperidae. The transcript has 2 exons.